This is a messenger RNA of Eimeria mitis, 447 nucleotides long. Its product is annotated as PAN domain-containing protein, putative. The coding region runs from base 1 to 447 and encodes 148 amino acids. The record is from RefSeq and is a predicted model, not a curated record. NCBI's taxonomy places the organism in Eukaryota, Apicomplexa, Conoidasida, Eucoccidiorida, Eimeriidae. The transcript has 2 exons.
AUGGAGUGUGCAGCAAGAGCAGAGCCAGGUCAAUGCUGGAGCUUUCAUGCAGCAACAAAAAACUGUCUCCUUUUCACUGCAUGCAGCUCUCUUGAGGAUGCUGAUGGGUUUGUCUCUGGGGCCCCAGAUGCUGCAGCAGCAGAAGAAGGAGACAAAGAGGAACCAGAGGAGGAUGCUGAGGAAGACAGAGAAGAGGAUGGAGACCCCCUAGAACCCCUAGAGCCUGAGGUCGAUGGAGAGGGACCCCUCACUGACCACGUUUGGAGACACAUAGGGGACUGCUGCUUCUUGCAGCAGCUGUCUCUCGUGCUGCAGCAACAGCAGCAACUGCAGCAACUGCAGCAACUACAGCAGCAGCAGCAGCAGCAGCAGCAGCAAGCCUCAGGCAGCAGCAACAGAGGAGACAGUGAACACAAACUGUCUCCUUUUUGCUGUUCUUAUAUAUAA